AUGAAGUUCUCACCGGCCAGCUUCCUGGUACUGGCGGCUCCCCUCGUCAAUGCCGCCGCCUUCUCCAUCUUCGACCCUACGCAGGUGAGCCUCAAGGCUGGGGCCACCGAGGAGUUCCCAGUCGAAGGAGACAACCCUCUCAAGUACUGCGCCAAACCGACCGAUUACAAACUGGAGAUCGAGUCGGUAGAUCUCUCACCGAACCCUCCUGAGGCGGGAACGAAAUUGCAAAUCCGCGCCGAGGGUACUAUCCUCGAGAGGAUCGAAAAGGGUGCCACUGUGAACCUUGAGGUCAAGUGGGGCCUUAUCACCCUGAUCAAACAGACAGUCGACCUCUGCGACGAACUCAAGAACGUUGACCUCGAAUGUCCGCUCGAAAAGGGCAAAAUGGUCCUGACAAAGGAGGUUGAUUUGCCCAAGCAGAUCCCACCUGGCUCGUACUCCGUCCUCGCUGAUGUCUACAACCAAAAGCAACAGCAGGUCACUUGCCUUAAGGCGGAUAACAUCAAAUUCCACAUCUGA
Messenger RNA from Penicillium salamii, 522 nucleotides. Lineage: Eukaryota; Fungi; Ascomycota; Eurotiomycetes; Eurotiales; Aspergillaceae. The record is from the annotation of a GenBank genome assembly.